This is a messenger RNA of Oncorhynchus mykiss (rainbow trout), 2529 nucleotides long. RefSeq names its product stomatin. Gene Ontology annotation, cellular component: plasma membrane. NCBI's taxonomy places the organism in Eukaryota, Metazoa, Chordata, Actinopteri, Salmoniformes, Salmonidae. The record is from RefSeq and is a predicted model, not a curated record.
UCUUAUCUUGUGACACAAACACGCUCAUUUGCAUCAACACACAUACUCGACUGAAGCGACAGUACUGAGGUCAGUGACUGAACUGUAUUUUACAAUGGAGGAAGACGGCAAAGAAACCAUUUCAAUUAGAGAGAGUAAAAGACGGGAACGUCAAGCAGCCUUGGAGAGCCCAGAUAUUGGUAUUGGCUUAUGUGGGUGGAUCAUUGUCGGAUUAUCCAUCCUUCUGAUGCUCGCGACUCUGCCUCUCUCCAUAUGGAUGUGUAUUAAGAUUGUGAAGGAGUAUGAGAGGGCCAUCAUCUUUCGGCUGGGGCGGAUCCUACGAGGAAGAGCUAAAGGGCCUGGCCUGUUCUUCAUCCUGCCGUGCACAGAUAAUUUCAUCAAUGUGGACAUGCGCACCAUCACCUUCGACAUCCCCCCACAAGAGGUUCUGACUAAGGACUCAGUGACGGUCAGUGUUGAUGGAGUGGUGUACUACCGUGUUCAGAAUGCCACCCUGGCUGUGGCCAACAUCACCAACGCUGACGCUGCCACCCGCUUGCUGGCACAGACCACCCUGAGGAACGUCCUGGGCACCAAGAACCUGGCUGAGAUCCUGUCUGACCGCGAGGAGAUAGCCCACAGCAUGCAGACUACCCUGGACGACGCUACAGAUGACUGGGGUAUCAAGGUGGAGCGGGUGGAGAUCAAGGACGUCAAACUGCCCCAGCAGCUCCAGAGGGCCAUGGCUGCAGAGGCCGAGGCUAGCCGCGAGGCCAGGGCAAAGGUGAUAGCAGCGGAGGGGGAGAUGAACGCUUCGCGGGCUCUGAAGGAGGCCUCUCUGGUGAUCGCUGAGUCUCCAUCGGGCUUGCAGCUGCGCUACCUGCAGACCCUCAACACCAUAGCUGCCGAGAAGAACUCCACCAUCAUCUUCCCCCUGCCAAUGGACAUGAUGCAGGCCUUCAUGAAGAGAGACUGAGGGGAGCCUGUUGGGUGCUGUGUGAGUGCUGUUACACACAUACAGUACACACACACGAAACAAACAUUCCCACAUAUAUCAUAGUGUGCUGCUUUCCCUUGUGCCAAACAUUAUGCCAAUGCCAGCUGAUGCAGAGGACGCUAGCUAAAGAGCUUGGUUGAGCUUUAUGAGUCGAAGAACUUAAUGUAAAUGUUUUGUGUGUUAAGACUAUAUUCUGUAUUGUGAGUUCCCAUUGAAUGGAACAGAGAAACAGGAUUUGAACAAAAACAAGGGAAACUACAUCGCCACUCGCUGGUACUACUGAGGUGUGGUGUUUCCAGCCCUGCUAUGAGACCAGGAUGUACUAGGGACCCUGUCUGUCUGUCUAUCUGUCUGUCUGUCUGUCUGUCUGUCUGUCUGUCUGUCUGUCUGUCUGUCUGACUGUCUGUCUGUCUGUCUGUCUGUCUGUCUGUCUGUCUGUCUGUCUGUCUGUCUGUCUGUCUGUCUGUCUCCCUCCAUGGGAAGCAACCUCUUUACUAUGGCCAUUUAAACAGCUCACAGCCUUAAAUCAUUGCCAUGGAGUCGAUGUACUCAUCUCACACAGUUUCUAUGCAUACCUGGAUGGAAAUAAAUUGUAAGUGUAUUUUAGUCUGUUUUAAUAGCAGUAUUUAUCAUCAAGACUACAUGCUCUUCAGAUGCUGUUACAGUACCUAUGCAGUAUACAUUACUGUAUAAUACAUGGUAUGUGUUAUACACUGAGUUUACCAAACAUUAGGAACACCUUCCUAAUAUUGAAUUGCACCCCCUCAAAACAGACUCAGUUCGCCAGGGCAUGGACUCUACAAGGUGUUGAAAGCAUUCCACAGGGGUGCUGGCCCAUGUUGAGUCCAAUGCUUCCCACAGUUAUGUCAAGUUGACUGGAUAUCCUUUUGGUGGUGGAUCAUUCUUGAUACACACGGGAAACUGUUGAGCGUGAAAAACCCAGCAGCAUUGCAGUUCUUGACACAAACCGGUGUGCCUGGCACCUGCUACCAUACCCGUUCAAAGGCACUUUCAAUCUUUUGUCUUGUCCAUUCACCCUCUGAAUGGAACACAUACACAAUCCAUGUCUCAAUUGUCUCAAGGCUUAAAAAUCAUUCUUUAACCUGUCUCCUCCUCUUUAUCUACACUUAUUGAAGUGGAUUUAACGAGUGACAUCAAUAAGGGAUCAUUGCUUUCACCUGAAAUGGCCUGGUCAGUCUGGCAUGAAAAGUGCAGGUGUUCUUAAUGUUUUGUAUUGUCAGUGUAUUCUGGUGUAUAGUGUUACUGUAUGUGUGAAGGAGGACAUAGUUACAUUAUUUCAUGUUACUAAACCACUCUGUUGUAAGCUAUUUUUCUCAUAUUGAAAUUAUUUCUUAUCAUGUUUAUAUUUUCAUAUCCUUAUCAUGCAAACUUGCUGUUGAACAGUUUCUAUAAAGGUCAAUGUUGAUUACGAUGAAUUGUAAAUGUAUUGACAUACAUUUGAAACUGAACUUUUCUCUUACACUGUUGUCCUUCAAAGCCAUAUUGUUAUGUUCACUAUGAUUCAGCCUUUAAAUAAAAAUGAUAUACACUUU